AUAAGGUAGUAAAACAUUUCAAGUCAUUUUGGUUAUUAUGUAUUUUAGGGAAAUAACUAAGUGAACAAGCUUGGGACUAAGGGAGGAUAUCGAUAGAUAUAUGCGAGUAUAUAUUGAAUAUGAUAUUAACUCAUGUAACCGCCAAAUACGACAUGACUCCAUCCACACCUUUACUACCUGCCCUGGAGCACCAAUGUCGCUGCUUUUCAAUGGCUGAGCUCAGUUCAGCAACGGAUAACUUUGAUGAAAAAUGGUGUAUUGGCCAAGGUGGGUUUGGUAAGGUGUAUAAAGGAAUGUUCUCUGAUGACCCAACAAGUAUCUAUGCCAUUAAACGGUUGGAUUUCAUGUCAAAUCAAGGAGCAACUGAGUUUUGGGUUGAAGUUAGGAUGCUUUCUAGGUUGCGCCAUUGUAACAUUGUGCCGCUUAUUGGUUAUUGCAACGAGGGGAAAGAGAUGGCUCUUGUUUAUGAGUACAUGCAUAAUGGAACCCUCUAUGAUCAUCUUCACAAGAACGAUACAGUUUUGACUUGGUCUCAACUGCUCAAGAUAUGCAUCGGAGCUGCACGUGGUUUGGACUAUCUACACACCGGCACUGGCACACAACAAGGAGUCAUACACCGUGACGUGAAAAGCUCCAACAUUUUGUUGGAUCAGAAUUAUGCUGCCAAGAUUGCAGACUUUGGAUUGGCUAAAAUAGGGCCGAUAAAUCAAACACAUACACAUGUUAUCACCACAGUCAAAGGCACCUUUGGGUACAUGGAUCCAAAUUAUUUCUACACGGGCAGAUUAACAAGAAAAUCUGAUGUUUACGCCUUUGGGGUUGUAUUGUUUGAAGUGUUGUCUGGAAGGCCCGCUUCGGACAACAGUGGGUCCUCUUCUUCCUGA
Helianthus annuus (common sunflower) is the source of this 884-nucleotide messenger RNA. RefSeq names its product putative receptor-like protein kinase At5g39000. Gene Ontology annotation, biological process: protein autophosphorylation. Lineage: Eukaryota; Viridiplantae; Streptophyta; Magnoliopsida; Asterales; Asteraceae. Gene Ontology annotation, molecular function: transmembrane receptor protein tyrosine kinase activity; ATP binding. The transcript has a single exon. The record is from RefSeq and is a predicted model, not a curated record. Gene Ontology annotation, cellular component: plasmodesma; plasma membrane. The coding region runs from base 120 to 884 and encodes 254 amino acids.